Rhopilema esculentum is the source of this 2421-nucleotide messenger RNA. NCBI's taxonomy places the organism in Eukaryota, Metazoa, Cnidaria, Scyphozoa, Rhizostomeae, Rhizostomatidae. The record is from RefSeq and is a predicted model, not a curated record.
UUCCUCGUUAUAAAUUAAAUAGCACUUGACAGUCAUUGUAGCAAUGACUGGAACUUUAAGGGACUCAGAAAUGGAUCGUCCUACCUUAUGCACUAAGUGGUUUGGCGCUGGCUCUUAGCCAUACAUGAUUUGAAUCCUAUGGCGAAGAAGUUUGAGCCUCAGGGCAUUUUUUAAGAAUUUUCCACUGGUGGGGCAUUUGAGAAAAGGGCAUAUAGAUAAAGGUAGAAUUUACAGAGAAACAGGCUUUCAAAAAUAUUCUAGGGGAAUCGCCUAUAGAAGCAGCAGUUCCAGGGAAAAAUGAAUUGAGAUUUGAAACCUGUUCAAUGAAGAUUCCGUCCACCAAUAUCUCAAAUAAAGUAAAAAGUAAAAAAGUCACCGAAUCAUAAGGGCACUUAAGUGGUGGGGCAAACAUGUUCCACUGGUGGGUGGGGGCUGGUGGGGAAUUUCCCCACCACUUUAUAUGUUAAAAAAUGCCUUGUUGAGCCUGGUAUUUACAACUUAAAAGAGAAGCUUGAUGGAGCAACACGUUGCUUCGUUCCAAUUUCCUCUAAGUGUUGUGAUUGAAACCUAAUGAAAAUAACUAUUAAAAAGGGCCAGUUUAUUUUAUUUAAUUUAUCUUUUUGCUUACAGCUGUUAAUCACCAUAACUAAAAUUCGUAUAUGCAAAUUAACCCCGAACAAAAGGUCCCCACCGCCCGGCGAUUAAGAGGGAUUCCAGCCAAAACCGCUCGGCCGAUUUUCAAAAUUCCUUUUUCCCCUUCAUCCUCGAUCUUUGGUCCACCAUACUACGGUCUCCUUUUUCUCCUUUUCGCUUCCGUUCCUGAGAUAUUUACGGUUUUCUCCCGGAUUCGUUCGAAAUCCUCUCGAUCACGAUUAGUGCUCUCCGCGGUCUUUGUCCCGACUUUCUAAAGGUUCUUUCUCUCUCUUUUCUCUUGCUCUCUACAAAAGGUUUCAAAACUCCUUCCAACAGCAACCCUUCAAUUUGAACGGAGGCUUUUCAAAUUCGUUUCGCUUUCCACAAAGAAUCUACUGUGUGCCGAUAAUUUAGGUGAUUUGGAAUUGGAUGAUAAAUCUACGUGCACUGCUGGUUGGCAUUCCUUUUCGAACUCGAAGCGGUCGUCGACGGUCGGUGUCUUGUGCUACAGCUACAGCUCCAGUAGUCAAUCGUGCUGGGUGCUCUCGACAGACCUCAGUAGCUACGUACGGUACGCACACUGCUGCCCGUUUUUUGGUUUUGCGAUUGCUGCUGGCUGUUCCCCUUCUUCACUGGCAUCAGAAUCGAUGGCAUGCGAAUAAAAAUAAACGAUCGGAUUCGCUGACUUUUUGGUUCAACAAAUCAAAGAUCGUUUCAAGCAAUAAUUAUGACCCAGACGUGAUUCUUGACUGUGGAGAAAAGGACUAAAGUUAUAUAGAUUAGCUGUUGUCCGUAAAUUGUAGUUUGUUAAUUUGUUGUUGGAGUAAGAAUCAUUUCUGAUGCACGAAACUUUGGCUGUUUUCUAUCUUUCCAUUUCUUAAGUGCUUUGUUGCUGCAGUGUUUCAAAAGCUAAUUGUGACGAAGAUAUGAUAUGUGGACCUCAAAUGUAUAGAACUGCGUAAUAACUUUAUAACUCUUUGGGGUUUAGAAGAGGUGUUUGAUUCAGAAUAAACAGGGAGCUUUGAGGGUGGCCCGCAAUUAUGUCUAAAAACAGCAUCACAAGUGAACAAAGAUUGAACGAAGUGCUUUAAAAUGAACAUUACAGCUCUAAGAAUGACUUUAGAAAAUAUUUAAAAACGCCCCAUAAGUCGACGAGGGCUAAGAGUGUAUGAUUGGAAAACUUAAAAAUUUGAUUCUGACUAAAUAGGAGAACCUCUAGGAGUAACCCAUGAAAAUGUGCCAACGAGCAUAAGGAAUUGGUGGGACUGGCAGAAGCAUGUUGCUGUCAAGUUUAAAGUAGAAUUCAGAAUAAUUAACAAAGCUUUUAGAUAAGCCUGCAAGAUAUUUAAACGACCACCACGAUACACCGAGAGAUAAAAGAAGAUGGAAACUUUGAAAAUUGCAAUUAGAAUAAGCAGGAGAAUUGAAGAGGGUAACCCGUGAAAGUAUUUAAACGAGGACCCCAAUUAGAUCGUGGCUUACAAAAUGUAUUGAAGAACUUUUCUGCCUUGCCUCGAUAUUGCAACCGUUUAUGUAUCAAAUUGGUGUGUACAUUUUAAUAAACGGAAGAGUAGCUCCCAGUAAAUCCCGCUCUGCGGGCACCCUAUGGACCCCGGAAUGGAAUAGUAAGAUUAGCCUCUGAAAGUCAAGAGUGCUAUUAACCUCGAUUUCAAAGGGGUUCAGAUGGUGAUGAAAGCUAUGAUAUUGCUAAUUGGUAAUCAUAAUAAUCAAGGAACUACUUAUUGGAUUGAUUCUAUUAGGAAUUUCGCAAGUAUGGGUAUCUGGAGC